GUAAUCCGACCGACACAUGACGAAAGUACUACGAAAAGAGUACUACGGUUGCUAUUUCGCAAAAGAUACGUCUUCGUUUCGGUCUUGUUACCCGUGCAAGUUAACUUUGCGCGUUUCGUAAUCGUCGUUUGUAAAAGUGUAUAGUAGUUUUUUUUUUUUUUUACUAUUUUAAUCGACACACGAUAUGAGUAAACUUGUUUCACAUUCUGCAUCUACCUUUAUAGGCCUUUGUUUUUGUAUAAUUUGGUCACAAUCAGCUGUAGCCAUCGAUUUAAGAGGAUUUUACGGUCACGGCAAUAUUAAACGUACCGGUGAUACACCUUGUCAUCCAUAUGAACCAUUUAAAUGUCCUGGUGAUGGAGCUUGUAUUUCUAUACAGUAUUUAUGCGAUGGAGCUCCAGACUGUCCAGACGGGUACGACGAGGAUCCUAGGUUAUGUACCGCAGCGAAGCGUCCUCCGGUAGAAGAAACGGCAAGUUUUCUUCAAUCUCUUAUAGCUAGUCAUGGACCAAAUUAUUUGGAAAAAUUAUUCGGAAAUAAAGCGAGAGAUGCUUUGCAGCCUCUCGGUGGAGUGGAAAAAGUAGCCAUAACUUUAUCUGAAUCGCAAACGAUUGAAGAUUUCGGUGCAGCUUUACACCUGAUGAGAUCAGAUUUGGAACACCUUCGUUCAGUUUUUAUUGCAGUUGAAAAUGGAGAUAUUGGUAUGCUGAAAAGUCUUGGAAUCAAGGAUUCGGAACUAGGCGAUGUUAAAUUCUUUUUAGAAAAAUUAGUAAAUACUGGUUUUCUCGACUAAGAAUAAGUAUCUUUUUCCUUUUUUUUUAUUUGUAAAUAAUUUUUUUUCUUUUUAAAAAUAUCGUUUUGAAAAAAAAUUGGAAUGGAAGUCAUGUUACGUUGAUAGACUGUUGUUGGUAUUAGAAUCUAGCAAUAAUUAUAGGAAAAAAUAUUUCGUAUAUGUAAAAAAAAAAAAAAAAAAAAAAAAAAUGG
Molecule: messenger RNA, 984 nt
Organism: Planococcus citri (citrus mealybug)
Lineage: Eukaryota; Metazoa; Arthropoda; Insecta; Hemiptera; Pseudococcidae
Product: IDLSRF-like peptide
Exons: 4
Coding region: 185-793 (202 amino acids)
Molecular function (GO): protein binding
Source: RefSeq, a predicted model, not a curated record